Nannizzia gypsea CBS 118893 is the source of this 303-nucleotide messenger RNA. RefSeq lists its product as hypothetical. Bases 1 to 303 code for a protein of 100 amino acids. The record is from RefSeq and is a predicted model, not a curated record. The transcript has a single exon. Lineage: Eukaryota; Fungi; Ascomycota; Eurotiomycetes; Onygenales; Arthrodermataceae.
AUGAAGUCUCUCCGGGAAGUUUCUCGAUAUGCAGGUGGAGCUGUUGAUUUUGGUGUUGGGUCAAUUGACCUGACAAGGCUCAAGAAAUUUGGGGGCCAAAUCAACGAUUGGCUCUCCCCCCAAAGCGAAAGCAAAAUGAACGGCCUGCCCAUCAACGCAUCCCCUCUGCUAGUUCAUUUCAAUAUCUGCACUCCGAUUUCCGUCCUCCAAUCUGUCAAUAUACGGGGUUCCGCCGCUCUGCUAACUUUGGGAUACGUAUUCAACUACUUUUUAUGCGCCCAAGCUGGACUCAUGACCAGCUGA